Messenger RNA from Beauveria bassiana ARSEF 2860, 2295 nucleotides. RefSeq names its product negative acting factor. NCBI's taxonomy places the organism in Eukaryota, Fungi, Ascomycota, Sordariomycetes, Hypocreales, Cordycipitaceae. The record is from RefSeq and is a predicted model, not a curated record. The coding region runs from base 1 to 2295 and encodes 764 amino acids. Gene Ontology annotation, biological process: regulation of DNA-templated transcription. Gene Ontology annotation, molecular function: zinc ion binding; DNA-binding transcription factor activity, RNA polymerase II-specific. The transcript has 3 exons.
AUGGCGCCUGACAAUCCAGCUGGUGACGGCGAUGCUGGUACCGUAACCUCGUCCACUGCUCCGGCAUCGUCGACUCUGCCUGUCGGUCCUGCUACUGCUGCAGAGCCACCAACAUCCGCCGCCGGUCAUCCCUCCUCUUCUUCUUCUUCUCCUCCUGCUCCAGGGCAUCACACACCCGCGCCCCCGACCUCCGACCCUCCCGCGACCAGCUCUGGCCCCGAGCCAGCAGCCUCUACCGCUUCAGAUUCUUCUCCGACAGCUCUCUUUGCUACUACAACCGCUACCGCUGCCGCUACCGCGACCCCGACCGCUGCCACGACCACGACCACAACCACAACCACAGUAGCCGACACGCCUGCUCCGGCCGCUGAAGCUGCUCCUGGCAGCAAUCUCAACGGCACAGGAGCAGCGCAGGCUUCACCCGCCUCUACCGACUCCGAAAUGUCCAAUCAUGCCUUUCUUCACGGCCGCUCAGCUGCUGCUCCCGCGCCCUCGCAUCCCUCACCCUCCUCGCGUCCCACGGGUUACCGCACCGACUCGCAGACGCAUUCUCCGGCGGCUCCCUCGACGACCUCUGCACCACCACCGCACACGACGACUCCCGCGACGCAAUUCGCGUCCUAUUCGGCCGGCCCAAUCUCGCAGCCUCCCGAUGCCCAGCGACUCGCCCACAGCAACGGCCCCAAUGCCGUCACGUUGCCUAGCAUGCGGACCAUUGAUGCCAUGAGCCAUCAGCAGCAGCAGCAGCAGCAGCAGCAGCAGCAGCAGCAGCCGCCUGGCACCCAUCCACACGCCAUGAACGGACCUCUGCAGCCCGUGUCUCCUUCAGCUCAGUCGUACUAUGCGCAGGCUGCUGUCGGUGCUACCCCGAGCUUUGGGUUACACACCGACCUGGGCCGCUACACUCUGCCCCCCCACGACCCUCGCCUGUCAGGAACAAGAGGCUCCAAGAAGUGCGACGAAGCUCACCCCACGUGCAACAACUGCAAAAAAUCGAAACGCGAUUGUCUCGGCUACGACCCCAUCUUCCGCCAGCAGCCAGCAGCUCAUCCCGGCUCCAUACAACCUGCACCCUCACCGACCGCAUCGGUUCCCUCGUCCAACUCGCCGGGCUCGGUCGCAGGAAACGGUCGCCAGCUGAACUCGUACGCUGCCCAGCCGUCUAUGCUGCCUGUUUCAUACCCGUCCAACUCUACCCCUCCCACUGCAGCUGUCAGCCCAACUCCCAACGCUGCCUACCAUUCUACUUCGGUCACGGCCGCGCAUCAGGCUACCUCUGCAACAGCCUCGCCUCGCUACGAUUACUCAUCCAGCUCCAAUACUGCUUCAAGGACAAAUCAGCCCGCUACUGCAUUUGAUCCCGCUCGGCACGUUGACCACACUGUAAACAACCAACUGGAUCAUAGGAUACCAGAACCACGUCCAAAGAUGAAGAUCCACCAGAUUAUCGACUCUCUCGGUCCUACCCCCACCCCGCCUCAAGUUCCCGCUAGCGAGGAGACGUUUAGCGAGAUCACUAAAGUCUACCACGAAAUGUAUGCCACUGCGCUCGCUGCCUUCUUUGAGACUACCUGGUACUAUUUCGCCGAGAAUGGCAUCAUGUCCUUUCCUAAGCACCCUCCGCUGCUUGAGCAGAUGGCUUCGUUUCUCAAGGUGCUUGAGGCUGUCAAGGCGAAUGAUCAUACGCAAAUGGCUUACUCGGGCAUUCUGGAAACAAGAAUUGUGUGGGAGCUCGCUUGCACCGCUUUUCAAACACCAGAGCGCAGCAACGGUGCCAUGCGCGUGAAUCUGCCCCCUGAAGGUGACAGCGCUGAGGCCCGAAGCCGGUUGCAGGUGGUGGACGCUUUGCUGUGCGGCGAUUACCUACCCAACAACCCACUUUCCCCCCCGGUAGCCGACUCAGACGCUCAAAGGACACGCCAGUUUGACUUUUGGUACAACUUGGCUGAUUUCAUCCGACACCGCGACCACCCCGAGUCGCCUCAGGCCCAGCAGGCCCGGGAGGAGGUCCUGGGCAGGAUGCGCCGUUUGCUUGAUGCGCGCGAGAAUCGUGACGUGCUCUACUCCAUUGCCGUGGUCCGUCAUCUGUCCCCUCGGUUUGGACCCAACUACGUAGCAUCUCUGCCGCAGCACCACGACGAGACGGAUCCAAAGAGCCGCCUGGCGGUGGCGUCCAAGUUUAUUAUGAAUGAAGCGCAAGUGACGGGAGGCACCACCAACGUCGUUAGGCGCAUCAGCGAUAUUGCCUGCCGCGCAUUUGUGAAUCCCGGUGUUAACAUUGCGAGAAGUGCCUGA